AUGUUUGAUCGUCUAAAAGAACUCAAGGACUUCAAAAACGAGACCGCUGAUCAUUGCUUCGAUGUCUUCAAAAUAGAAUGGAAGGAGCUCCGAGACGCCGAUUCGCAUUAUCGACUUUACGUAUUUAUGCUGGCGAUUCUUUCCAAACUGCCAAAAUGGGAAGGCUAUUUGCUGGCGAAAAAGUUGAUUAUGCGGCUUUUAUGUAAAGCGGACACAGCAAAACGAACGCUCAGCUUGGAGUUGAAGCCCGCCCUCGGCGAGCAAAUCCUUUCCAAUUUAAGGGGAUUUAUCAAGAAAGUCGACGACGAGGAGGAACAAUCAGACUGA
This is a messenger RNA of Oikopleura dioica, 327 nucleotides long. NCBI's taxonomy places the organism in Eukaryota, Metazoa, Chordata, Appendicularia, Copelata, Oikopleuridae. The record is from the annotation of a GenBank genome assembly.